AAGCCACACAGUUGGGUAAAUCACGAGGCUCUGGGGGUGCUCCUUCUCACAGGAGCCUUGGAUUCUCUCAUGGACCAGCCAGGAGCCCCAUGCUGUGCCACUGCCAGGCUGCUGGGAUGAGCAUGGGCUUCCCUGCGCGGCUUCCCACCCAUGGAUGGAAAUCACUUUGGGUCUGCCUUGGUGCCCAUUAACACUUCUUGCUGCUUGGCUCGGCUCCUGCCGGGAGGUUGUGUCCCCUCUGAAGGACUCCUUGGGACUCCUUGUCAGAUCAGCUCUCGGGUGGAGCUUGCAGCAACUUCUGACGCUCUGUCUGUGCAAGACCGACAGUAAAAAACUCUCCUGGGCGCUGUGGAGAGAUGGAAACUGCAGCUGAGGAAUGAUUUUGGGGAGAGGAAGACAGAAAAGCACGAGCAGACUGUUGUGGAAGUGCGAAUAUCCUCCGAAAGGAUUCAGCCCACGUCCCAGCUAUGGAGUGUGGCUGCAGCCCCAGCAAGGGAGAUUUCUCUCCAGAGGAAUCCUGUUAACCCUUUGGAGGGAGCGCCUGGGAAUGAGAAGGAGCUGCUGACCAGAGCUGUGCCGCAGGUUUAGUGCCCCCCCAGGGAACCUCUUUGUGGUCUGCAGGACCAUCUCUCCUGGCAAUGGAUAAGUUCACAAACGGGCAGCCAGGCCCAGCUCAGAGGAACAGGCUCAUAGGAUUGCUGGAGACAGAUGACAGCAUCCAGGAAGAGAAACCUGCCCCGAGCAAAAAGGAAGAAAGGUCAGGACAUGGAAGGAAAGGAGAGCCACAGCCCUUGGAGACGCCUUAUCAGAAGGAGAGCAGUGACUUUGCCCCUAAAAUCAAGAUUAAUCUGAAUUAUCGGCCAGGACUUGUCAGCAACCAGAAGGACCCGAAUCGCUUUGACAGGGACCGGCUGUUCAGCGCCGUGGUCCGGGGCAGCCCCCAGGCUCUGGAUGGUUUGCUGGAGUACUUAAGGAGGAACUCCAAAUUCCUCACCAAUUCCGAGUACACAGAUGCAAAGACUGGGAAAACCUGCUUAAUGAAAGCCCUGCUGAACUUAAAAAACGGGAAGAAUGACACAAUCCCGGUCCUGCUGGAAAUAGACCAAAAGACACAGAACCCCAGGCCGCUGGUCAAUGUGUCCUGCUCUGACUGUUUCUACAGAGGCCAGACCGCGCUGCACAUUGCCAUCGAGAAGAGGAGCCUGGAGAUGGUGAAGCUGCUGGUGGAGAACGGGGCUGAUGUCCACGCCAGAGCCCACGGCGAGUUCUUCAGGAAGAAGAAAGAAGGAGUUUACUUUUAUUUUGGUGAGCUUCCCCUCUCCCUGGCUGCCUGCACCAACCAGCUGGAUGUGGUGGAUUACCUCUUGAACAACCCCCACCAGAAAGCCCGGCUGCAGGAGCAGGACACCCAGGGCAACACGGUGCUGCACGCCCUGGUGAUGAUCGCGGACGACACCGAGGAGAACACCAAGUUCGUGAGCUCCACCUACGUGGAGAUCCUGAAGGCGGGCGUCAAGCUGGACCCCGCCUGCAAACUGGAGGAGAUCGUCAACUACGACGGCUUGAAUCCCCUGCAGCUGGCUGCCAAGACUGGCAAAGUGGAGAUCUUCAGGCACAUCAUCCAGAGGGAGAUCCUGGAGCCCGGCUACCGGCACCUGUCCCGCAAGUUCACCGAGUGGACCUACGGCCCCAUCCACGUGUCCCUGUACGACCUGUCCUCCCUGGACAGCUUCGAGGAGAACUCUGUGCUGGAGAUCCUGGCCUACAGCAGUGACACCCCGAACCGGUACAAGAUGGUGGUUUUGGAGCCGCUGAACAAACUGCUCCAGCAAAAAUGGGAAACUUUUGCUUCCAAGAGGUUCUACUUCAGCUUUGCCUCCUACCUGUCAUUCAUGAUCAUCUUCACAGCCAUUGCAUACUAUCAGCCCUUAAGGGUGAAGCCUUCCUUCCCAGUGGAGUUCACAGCUGGAGGCUUCCUCUGGGUCUCUGGACUGAUCAUUAUCUUGUUAGGAGGCGUUUAUCUGAUCUUUGCUCAGAGCCUGUACCUGCGGAGGAGGCGCCAGUCCCUGAAGACCAUGUGCUCUGACAGCUGCAUCGAGAUCCUGAUCUUCAUCCAGGCCUUCUCCCUGCUGCUCUCAGCAGUGCUGUACGGAGCCAGCUCAGAGAACUACGUGGCAGUGAUGGUGUUCUCCCUGCUCCUGGGCUGGGUCAACACCCUCUACUACACCCGCGGCUUCCAGCGCACCGGCAUCUACAGCGUCAUGAUCCAGAAGACCAUCAUGAGAGACCUGCUGCGCUUCCUCCUGGUUUACAUGAUCUUCCUCUUCGGCUUCGCUGCAGCCCUGGUGACGCUGAUGGGCGAUGCCCCCUCGGUGUCCCAGAACAAGUCCCUGGCUCACCUGGAGAGCUCGGGCAGCCACGCCAUGUACGGGGGGCUGCUCAGCGUCUCCCUGGAGCUCUUCAAGAUCACCAUCGGCAUGGGGGACCUGGAUUUCCAGGAGCACGCCAGGUUCAGGUACUUUGUCAUGCUGCUGCUGCUGCUGUUCGUCAUCCUCACCUACAUCCUGCUGCUGAACAUGCUGAUCGCCCUCAUGAGCGAGACUGUCACGGAUAUUUCUGGCUACAGCAAGAGCGUCUGGAAGCUGCAGAGGGCAAUUGCUAUUCUGGAGAUCGAGAAGGCCUGGCUGUGGCGCCAGGGUGGGAAGAGGAGGUCUGGCUGCUUCAUGUCAGUGGGGCUCAAUAAGAAAGAUGAGAGGUGGUGUUUCAGAGUAGAGGAAAUUAAAUGGGCAGAUUGGGCAAAGGAUGUGGGAGUUCUGAAGGAAGAACCUGGGAACACCAGUGAUUCAGAAAUAAAUCCAGAAGCUUCCUGCUGAUGAGGGGCUGUUCCUGUGUCCCUGCUGCAGACACCAGCUCCUGGAGACAGCCAGCCCAAAAAGCAGCCCGAGCAGCUGCCCCGGAGCAGCUGGCCCUGCUGCAGCCCCAGGCAGCAGGCACAGAGAUGCUGCCUCUGCAGGCACAGCCCCGGCAGCUUUGACAGCUCUCUGAACCUGCCUCCUCUUCAGGGGAGCUGCUCUCCCCCAGCAGCUGGAAGAACUGAAGGCAUUGUCAGCAGCAAAGUGCAUUUCGUGGAGGACUGUGGUUCAGCCUGUGGCUUCCAGCCUUGUCGUGCACUUCAAUGAUUCAUUUCCUCUGAAGAAACUGUUUUUACUUGACUUUUCUCCGCCUGACACUUUCUUCUUGCUGUGCUCCUGGGGCAGUGGGGGAGGCAGAGCUCUCUGAGCUGAGCAGGGAUGGUGCUCAUGGAUGAUGCUCAUGGAUAAUGCUCAUGGAAUCACCUGGCUGAGGAUGGCCCAGCCUGUUCUCUUGUCACAAGGGACUGCACUGAAGUGCUUUGGAAUAAAGAGUGUUGUAGAGUCCUAAAAGUUGCUGAGGGUGGAGUUGUCUCUGUGCUGGUGUGAGAUGUGAGUGGACAAACCCUCACCCUGUGCAGCACCUGCAGGGCUCCGAGGUUAAUCCACAGCAGGAUCCCCAUUUCACACUUCCAGAGUGAAAUUCUUUCCCUAAAAGCACAGAAAGUGGUGUGGAUUUCCUGGAGCUGAAGCUUCGCUGGUGGAUUUCUGGGACAUUUCAUGGGUUGCUUUGUCUGUAAUAAACAGCAGCAGAAUCCUGCUCGUGGCCCCUGA
Messenger RNA from Pyrgilauda ruficollis (rufous-necked snowfinch), 3683 nucleotides. Its product is annotated as transient receptor potential cation channel subfamily V member 2-like. Gene Ontology annotation, molecular function: calcium channel activity; protein binding. The record is from RefSeq and is a predicted model, not a curated record. The transcript has 18 exons. The coding region runs from base 639 to 2873 and encodes 744 amino acids. Gene Ontology annotation, cellular component: membrane. NCBI's taxonomy places the organism in Eukaryota, Metazoa, Chordata, Aves, Passeriformes, Passeridae. Gene Ontology annotation, biological process: calcium ion import across plasma membrane.